Messenger RNA from Micropterus dolomieu (smallmouth bass), 5816 nucleotides. It is a transcript of the gene shroom1, whose product is annotated as shroom family member 1. Gene Ontology annotation, biological process: actin filament organization. Bases 446 to 5194 code for a protein of 1582 amino acids. Gene Ontology annotation, cellular component: apical plasma membrane; apical junction complex; adherens junction. The transcript is spliced from 10 exons. NCBI's taxonomy places the organism in Eukaryota, Metazoa, Chordata, Actinopteri, Centrarchiformes, Centrarchidae. Gene Ontology annotation, molecular function: actin filament binding. The record is from RefSeq and is a predicted model, not a curated record.
GCGAGGGAAGGAAAAGGAAAGCUCAUUACCGGUGGAUGCGAGGCACACGCAAGGCAGCCACAAACACACACACACACACACACACACCCACUCAAAGUGAAUUUCGCCCACCUGUUACUCUUUCGAGAAGAGGAAACACAUCAGAGAGAAACAAGGACUAACAACUUGGGAAGUGAAUCAGCAGAUGGAAAUCAGGAAGGACAGCGACUUAGACUCAAAGUUUGGGAGCUGCUGAGCAGUCUGUUUCAAGAGGCUUAGAAUAAACAAAAAGAAGGCAGGAAAAUGACCUAAUUAGCAACGAGCAUGACGGACAACUUGGCGCAAAUGUGUUGGUGGUAAUUUCCCCAGUUUCACCCACAAGGAAGACACAUGCAUCAGUGCGCAUACACGUACGACACAUUCACAAACCCUGCCCUUCCCUUCCUGCCAUCCGCCCCAGUCCUCCAUGGAUUCCUACAACUUCCACUUUGAGAGAAUGAGCAACGUGGAUCUGCAUCCUCUGAGCCAGCCUGUCAGCCGGCUCUCCCCUGCCAAGUCCAACAGCAGCAUCGCUGACCAACUUGCCCAUCACCAACACGGGAAAGGAGACUCUGCGUACAGCUCCUUCUCUGGUGGGUCCACUGCCCCAGACUACCCCUCUACCUUUCUCACAGACGACCUACAGUCCAACUCCUUCAGCCACUAUGCUGAUCUUAAGUAUGUAAAGUCCAUUUACCAUCCGACCAAGGAUCUGCAGUCUGACUCGAAGAACAUGGACCAGCUCUAUCGCUCUGUGGAAGCUAUCUCACAGCAGUAUCGCAAUAAUACCAGCACCAGUCUAAACUACCACAAUGGCAGUGGCAGUUUCCACACCAAUAACAACAAAGCACACUCUAAACAAGAGAUGCAAGGUGCUUGCCCUCUUGUCUGUCCUCCUCCAGUCCCAGCACGCCUGGAUAGUUUCAUAGCCACAAAAAAUUUGGAGAACAGCAGGGUCCACCACCAAGGUACUGAGUUUCAACCCCAGCAGCCACAGCCUCAGCAACAGCCCAGAUCCCACAAUCGGUUGCAUCCACAGCCCCAUGGUCCAAAUACCCCAAGAACUGAGACGGCUAACCCAGAUACAGGCAACCCAAGCUUCAAUUCUGACCCAGUGUACUCAGUUUGGAGAGGCUCUCAACAGCCACAGGCCCAGAAGCCACCAACCUACCGCCUCCACUUCCAGCCUCAUGAUCAGACCAGAAGCUUGAACCCAGAAUACCUGUUCAUCACGGAUAACAAAUCAGCCUCUGAGCAGCAGAAGUCAACAAACAUCCUAAGCCGAUCACCUCCCCGAGGCACAAACCAGCCUGAGCACCUGAAACCCACACAGCCCUCAAGCAGUGGUGCAUGUAAUGGAGACUAUCAAAACAAGACCGGUGAGCGCAAAAGGGAGGACUCAGCUCAUGAUUGGCAUGGUUCAGAGGCAACUCGACCUGCCAGCCCUUGGAAUGCUAGUCAGAGUUUUAUAAACAGCAGCAUCCAGCAUAAGGGUCAAUUCUACUUUGUCACUGGAGUGUGUAAGCUGUCUGAAUCUGGUAAAAGGACACACUCUGCUGUGUGUGGGUCUGAGGCUGGGAGUGAGAGCUCCACUUGGAGCAAUGAGACACACCGGCUAACAGAAAAAGAAAGAUCCCACAGCACAAUGGAUAAUUUGUUUAGACAUCACCAAGAGAGCUCUUGCACUUCCAGCGGUAUGAUUCCAGAUGAGAGAGAGGCUUUCACUCUUGUGUCUCAGGGCAAGGACCUGUCCCCUAGGAGCCAGGAGAAUCACAGACCUUCCCUCAUCUUGACACAGUCCUCUCAAAGCUUUGACACCUCAGAAGAAAUCAACAUGAUGCAGAGUCGAGAGAUUGGUCGACACACUGCCGACAACCCAAUAUUCUACUGUGGACCUGACAGAAACUGCCCACCACAUUCAACCACACAAACAAAGGAGGUCGAUUCACUGUUAAGCAAUGAACAGCCCAACCACCCCAACAGAGAGGAGAAAGUAAGGAGAGGGAAACAGCAACCAUUGGAGGAUGUAGACAGCAAGAGGAUAAACAAAGAAACAACACCGCUUCUGUACCACCUCACCGAAGUCCUGUUACGGAAUAAAAGAGAUACUAAUGUCAACGUAAAAGACAAGGACGCAAUUCUAAACAAAACAGCUCAUGGAGAUGUGGCUGUUGACAAUAAUGAGAGAUCUCCACAAGAUGACACCAGCAAGAACGAUAGAGGGGAAGUUGGCUCCGUUGCCUGUAACACCCUGGAUGACUCAUUUACAAAGUACUAUAAAGAGAAGCUAAAGGAUGCCCAGUCUAAAGUCCUAAGGGAGACGUCAUUUAAAAGGAGGGACCUGCAGCUGUCAUGGCUAUACCGUAUCAGACAAAAGUCUGAACAGAGGCUUCAGGUGAGUCAUACUGUCUCCUUAUCACAGGACUCUGAGACUUCCACAGACACACUCACUCCCUCUGUGACCUCUGAGGAGACAGAGAGGGGGAGCACUAAAGAAGAAGUCAGGGAGAAUCAGAAGGAGAUGCACAAAGAGACUGAAAAGGAAAACGGUAGGCCAGCAAAUGUGGCCCAGCCCCAGACAGCCCGCAUCAGAGGCAGGAAGCGAUUGACUCCAGAGCAGAAGAAGAUGUGCUACUCUGAACCAGAGAAACUCAACCAGCUUGGUGUUGUCCCCAUCCACUCUGCUUGCCGCUCAUUUGGCAACGAAAGUGACGACGUGUUUGAAUGUGAAGGAGAGGAACGUGUUCAGCGAGGAGAGCUGGGACUGGUUGCAACACGGAGGAAAAUGUUUGAGACAAGAAGUCGAACGCUUUCAACUCCUAGCACUUUAAAGACAAACUUAAAACAUCUGCAACACAAGGCCCUGGUGGAGUACAUGGAGCGUAAGACGGGCCAUAAAGUGGCUGAGCCACAACAACCAGCACCUCUGUUACCACGUCCAUCCAGACAGAGGCAUUCUCUGGGAGAGAAACCGUUUGACUGGGGUCCCAGGCCUCUAUCAGGAAAUCAUGAAAGCAAAAACACUAAGAGGAAACCCCACAGACCCCACUCUGCAGGUCGCAUUCUGGAUUCCUCCAGCAGCUCCAUCAGGUAUGCCCAGUUCUUCUCAGAUCAGUCUUGUUCAGGCCAAUAUGCUGGCCAGUCGAAUCAGCCAAGAUGGAGGGUGAGCCACGGUCCAUCUCAGGGGAUGUCUGCCUCAGUGGAGAGUCUCUUGGAGCAGCCAGAAGCACCCAGUUUCUUCAGGAACAGAUCCACGUCCAUACCACAUGUAUUUGAGGCACAUAAUUUUAAGAAGCAUCCAUCACCAGUUAAUACUAUGGAAACCCAGAGUCCCCAGAAGGAUGCCACUGAGAACUCCUCAGUAAAGCCAGCCCCACAGGGUCAGGAGUGUGUCCGUGUGGUUGCACAGAGGGGGAUGUCCAUGGAAGAGCUCGGGGAAUCAAAGUUAACAAGACCAUCAGUCCUGAGUAGAAGUUCUGAACAGCUGGAUCAACUGUGGAGGUAUUCGACUGGACCAGGAGGACCGGACAGAGACAAGAAGAGUAAUAAAUUCUUUUCUGUAGUCAGAGAAGCCCAGUGGCAGAACAGAGGGAGGAAGAAACAACAUGUAACAGAGCAAGCGGGACAAGAACCAGAGAUUGUUGGUCAGAAGAUCACUCAGGGACAGAUCCAAAACCAAACCCAGAAAAGGUCUUUGUUGAAGAAGAUCUCUGAACCAGGAGAGGAUGCCACAGUAGGAACAAGGAACUCCAGUAGAUCCACCUCCCCAGCUUUCUGUUCCUCUUCCCGGGCCAGGGUUCCCUCUGAAUGUCAUAGCCCUGUCAGAGAUGAUGAUGAAUUCAGGUCCAGUAGACCGCCCAGUGAAACUUCAUCCAACCCACCGUCCCCCGGAGGUCUAGAGACCAGUAAGAGGGAGAUCAAAUCCACCGCAUCCACACCAACCCAGACUAAUCUUCCUUUUGAAAACAGGCCUAGCUCCAGUAGAUUCAGGACUUCUCCUUCUCUGACUGGAUCAGAGAAAGAGCGGUCGGUGGACGAACCAAGCAAUGACGCCCCGCCGCCUGAUUCAAUCCACGAAGUGUCUCUGAGCUGCGGCGUCACCACAGAUCUGUCGCUGUGGAUUAUCCCUCCAGAAGACGAGAUCAAAGAGGAAGUCCAGACUUCACCGCUGAAAGGCAACGAUUUUGACGACGAGUCCAGCAGCUCGGCCCAUCCAACACAGACAAGUGAAACCCCUGUGUCUACCCGCACCUCUGUCUCUGACACAGACACCAGUCAGCAGGUGGAAGAGGAGAAACCCCCAGAAAUGGCAGAAAACCAGGCGAUGGAGGAGAGGGGAACACCAGAGGGAGAGAACAAGAGCCUGGACAGGCCCGCAGAGAGACCUCAGUGGGAGGAGCUUGUCGAAGCAGUGGUCAAGGCUGACCAAUCACUGGCCAGAGUGCUCUACCCAUUGGCCAAUCGUAAGACCGCUCUGAUGCUGAUGGAGCAGCUGCUGUCAGAGGACACACUGCUGAUGGAGGAGCACUAUAAGAAGAAACAGGAGCAGAAAGAAGCUGCAGAAAGUGCUGAAACGGUCGAAGGUUCAGACGGCCUUAAACCUCCAAGCGCAGAUCUGCAGAGCAAAACUGACAUCACUGAGAAGAAGCGUCUGUUAGUGUCCUAUAUUGAGGCGCGUCUGCGUUCGCUGGAAGAGACGCGUGGUGCCCUCCAGACAGAGAUUGAGGAGAACGUGGCCCACGGGGAGGCCCUGAAGGUACUGGUCUGUGAGCGCUGUCUUCCCGUGGAGCUGGAGAGGUACAACCUGUUCAUAGGAGACCUGGAGAGAGUGGUCAACCUGCUGCUGUGCCUCUCUGCUCGGCUGGCCAGGGUACAGAACGCACUGAGCACCGUGGACCAACACACAGAUGCUGAGGAGAAGCAAUCUUUGGACAGUCGCCACCGUCUGCUGUGCAAACAGAGGGAGGAUGCCAAAGAUCUGAAGGAUAACCUGGACAGGAGAGAGAACCUUGUCUCGACCUUCUUGUCGCGUCAGCUGUCCGCCGAACAGCUGCAGGACUACCAGCGCUUUGUCCAGACCAAGGCCUCACUGCUUAUCCGGCAGAAGGACCUGGAGGAGAAGCAGAGGCUGGGAGAGGAGCAGCUGGAGGCCCUUUCCAACAGCCUGAAUCUUUGAAGGGAGGAGCAGCGGAAGCACAGACUUCUCCUUUCUCUCUUGACUUGCCUUAAAGGAGGGAUGGCUUGUUCAAAAAAAGACAUGUAGAGAGUUUGGCUGUACUUUUUCUGGCUCAGUUUGCCACAUAGACACACAGUGCCACACAAGUGGUCCAGCUGGUAUCUCCAACCCUUUGCGCCCUGUCAUGGCUUUCUUUUGUCCUUUAUAAAAGAGUUUGGCAGGGCUACUAAGGGAGAACCCAUGCCAUCUGCUCUCCUCUCAUAACUAUAGGCCGUACAUGAGAUGAGCAAUAAAGACUGUUGAGACUAAAGCUCCUUGGCUCAUCCACCGAGUGAGUCCGCUCACCCAGUCUCCACCCAUUGUUGUUCUCAGUCUGCACAAUCUGCGAUGUGCCACUGAAAAGUUUUCCCAAUAUGCUGUAAUGUGUCCGUUACUGUGUGCCUUGAUAUUGGUGUUGCUGUGGAACAUUUUCCAUUAGAGCUGCUGGGUGGAAACUUUGUGUCCCCUGUGAGCAUUUCAGCAACUGUCAAUUUUUAUUAAGAUGGUAGUGCUACAGCCCCGUAUCUGCACCUGUGGAAACCUAUUAUAAGCUUUAAGAUUGUAUUUUCACCAGUGAACGAGA